Cyclopterus lumpus (lumpfish) is the source of this 2260-nucleotide messenger RNA. RefSeq names its product forkhead box A3 (gene foxa3). NCBI's taxonomy places the organism in Eukaryota, Metazoa, Chordata, Actinopteri, Perciformes, Cyclopteridae. The transcript is spliced from 2 exons. Gene Ontology annotation, molecular function: DNA-binding transcription factor activity, RNA polymerase II-specific; transcription factor binding; RNA polymerase II cis-regulatory region sequence-specific DNA binding. The record is from RefSeq and is a predicted model, not a curated record. Gene Ontology annotation, biological process: cell differentiation; regulation of transcription by RNA polymerase II; anatomical structure morphogenesis. The coding region runs from base 485 to 1873 and encodes 462 amino acids.
GGGGCCCUUCCUGGUAUUCAAAUGUGAGGAGCGGGGCGUGACCCGCCGGCACCUUAUAAGAGGAGGAGGUCCAGGUUCCUCUCCUGUAUUUGCGCGCUGCACCUCCGCCUGCCACACGCUGCGUUCCGAGGGCCCCGGAGGACAGAGAGAGAGAGAAGAAGAAGAGAAACGGGCCAGAAAAAGUCAACAUCUGCUGAGCCAUAACAAGAAUGAGGUUAUGAAACAAUGGACGACUGACGAAUAAGAAAUAUUGACUUUACUAUUCCCAGGAGCAGAGCGUUGUUUCGUUCUCUUUUUUUGACUACACAUUUCCUCCCUCUUUUUUUUUGGCAAACGGGAGACAACUUUCUGCUUUUGAAGUUUUUUGUUUUGUUUUCAACAACAAUUAACAACUUUACGAAGGAUUGUAUAUUUAUUUUUGAUCUUUUUUUUAAAACAAUCCGGUCCUAGAUAAGUCUUUCUCCUCCAAAGACUUGUCUUGGGGAUGUUGAGCUCCGUGAAGAUGGAAGCACAUGAUCUACCAGAGUGGAAUACUUUCUACAGUGAGGCCAGCGAGCUAUAUUCCUCUCCCAGCACCAUGAACUCUGGUCUGGGCUCCAUGGGCUCCAUGGGCACCAUCAACAGCUACAUCAACUUGAACCCGGCCACCGCCUCCCCUGCAGGCAUGAACAUGGCGUACCCGAGCUCCAGCCUCAGCAGCUCCCCCCUGGCCUCCAUGGGCUCCGGGCCCGGCCACAUGUCCCUCUCCCCGGUGGCCUCGUCCCUCGGCUCGGGCCCUCUGAGCCAGCUGGGCCCCGCCGCUCCCGGCUCCCUGGGCUCCCUGACCCACUACCAGAACAUGGGCCAGUCCAUGAGCCAGCUGGGGUACUCCUCCGCCGCUCCCCUGAGCCGUGCCGGGCCCAAGGAGAUGCCCCCUAAGCCCUACCGGCGCUCUCUGACCCACGCCAAGCCGCCGUACUCCUACAUCUCCCUCAUCACCAUGGCAAUCCAGCAGAGCGGCAGCAAGAUGCUCACCCUGAACGAGAUCUACCAGUGGAUCAUGGAGCUGUUCCCCUACUACCGCGAGAACCAGCAGCGCUGGCAGAACUCCAUCCGCCACUCGCUCUCCUUCAACGACUGCUUUGUGAAGGUGGCGCGCUCGCCGGACAAGCCGGGCAAGGGCUCCUACUGGACCCUGCACCCGCAGUCGGGCAACAUGUUCGAGAACGGCUGCUACCUGAGGCGCCAGAAGCGCUUCAAGAUCGAGGAGAAGCUGGCGAAGAAGGCAGCCAAGAACCAGGAGGGGGGCUCGGGGAAAGGGGGCCACGGCGGGGAUCACCUGGCGGAGGACCACAGCCCUGUGGGAGGAUCGGAGGGAGCCGACUCCGCCCACUCGGACAACUCCCACCUGGGCUCCUCAGACGACCAGUCGCAUUCCCGGAACUCAAUGGGUCCGCUGGACUGCCCUCCGCUGUCCUCCUCUCACCUCCACAGCCCGCCCAUCUCCCUGCCGCCGUCCUCCUCCGCCUCAUCCUCCCUGUCCCUGUCGGCCACCUCCUCCUCCAGCCCGCUCCUCCACUCCCAGUCUCUAGUGGGCGGCGGCCACCUCAUGCCCAGCGCCAUGCAACAGCACAUGGACCUACAGAGCGACGCCCUCAAGUCCCUGGACCCCCACUACAACUUCAACCACCCCUUCUCCAUCACCAACCUCAUGUCCAAUGAGCAGAAGAUGGACCUCAAGUCCUACCAGGACCAGGUAAUGGCCUACAACAGCUACGCCAGCGGCUCCCCCGUGGGGGCAAAGCAGAUCUACGACAGCCAGGGGCCGGCCACCAUGGACUCAGGCGCUUACUACCAAACUCUGUACAGCCGCUCGGUGCUCAAUGCUUCCUAAUGCCCCCCCCCCCCCCCAACCCCCCUCCCUCCACACACACACACCUGUCUCUUAAGGCGAGUCAAGAUGACUUCUUUUCCUCUCCUGCCUUUUCUAAAAUGGACACCCCAGCUCUCUUUAUCUUCCUCUUUCUCUCCCUCGCUGGCUCACGUCCAGAGGCCUCGGAAGAGACACGCAUCUAAAAUGGCUGCCGAGUUUGAGGGGACCAAAGGACAGUUUUUUGUUUUUACCAACUCUGAAAACAUUCAUACUGGUUGGGCACACGGAGGACUGUUAUGUGUGUUUGUGUGUGUGUGUGUGUCAAUACAGGAGUCCGAUUCUGUCCUGGGGAAAUUGGCUUUGUACAAAAUGUAAAUAGAGGUAAUAUGGGAAGAAAAAAAAAAAAAA